Messenger RNA from Cornus florida, 2230 nucleotides. RefSeq names its product protein trichome berefringence-like 7. The transcript is spliced from 4 exons. NCBI's taxonomy places the organism in Eukaryota, Viridiplantae, Streptophyta, Magnoliopsida, Cornales, Cornaceae. Gene Ontology annotation, molecular function: O-acetyltransferase activity. The coding region runs from base 558 to 1802 and encodes 414 amino acids. The record is from RefSeq and is a predicted model, not a curated record. Gene Ontology annotation, cellular component: Golgi apparatus.
CCUAAGAAUGCCGACAACCAUGGUCAGAAAAAGAAAAAAAUAAAAUAAAAUCCUUUUUUUAUAUCAAUAAUAAAUCAACCAUUAAUUUAUUUGUCUCUCUUUUCAACUUUUUUUUCUUAAAAAAAAAAAUAUAUAUGAUUACUGUAUUACGUACAGAUUUACCAAAAUGCCCAGGCUUUUUCUUGUUUGCAGGUGCUGCUCCCAUGUCCUCCAUUUCAAACCUCUCAAACCCACCAACGCGAUUUGUUCAACUCUCAAUCUCUGAUCCUCUGCAACGAAAACCCAUGGUUGAUUACAUGUACCUUUGCUUCUGAGCUUUAAAUUUAAUGGUCUACGCACUAAUUAUUUGUAUAUUUCUCUCAAAUUCUUUUACUGGGACUAUUUUUUCUGAUUAUUUGAGACUCUCUUCGACUCGGUCCACAUUGAUUUGAACUGAUUUUGGUAUAAUAACUAUAGGUUGGUUGUUCUUGUAUCGAUUCUUCGAUAUAAAUUGAUUGCAUAAGUGUUCAUACAAUGCGGAUCUUUUUCUCUGAAUCUUGGUGGUAUGAGUUAUAGAUAUGAUGAACAAUUUCAAUAGAAGCGUGUCCUUCAACCGUAGGGUUUCGAGUUUGAGCAGCCCAAGAGUGAAUCGAAAUAGCUGUUCAAGAUUGUUUAUUGUGCUCAUCGUCAUUGGGUCUGUGGUUUCCUUCUCUUUGGCCUUAGGUGGUGGGUACAUAUAUGUCCUCCCCAAUUUAGCUCGUUCCUUUCAUGGGUAUUAUGUUUCCGAAUCCGAUGGUUCUUGGGAUGCCUGCAAUGUGUUUGAUGGAAGUUGGGUAUUGGAUGACAGAUACCCAUUGUACAAUGCAUCAGAAUGCCCUUUUGCAGAGCAAGGAUUCGAUUGCUUGGGCAACGGACGGAGGGAUGAAGAUUACAUUAAGUGGAGAUGGAAGCCCAAGAAUUGUGACAUUCCAAGAUUCAAUGUGCAGAGUGUUUUGGAAAUGCUUCGAAGCAAAAGGAUUGUUUUUGUUGGUGAUUCAAUGAGUAGAACACAGUGGGAGUCUUUGAUUUGUUUUCUUAUGACUGGGGUCGAGGAUAAGAGGAGUGUUUAUGAAGUUAAUGGGAAUAAGAUAACAAAACAAAUUAGGUUCUUGGGUGUGAGGUUCAGUUCCUUUAAUUUCACUGUUGAGUUUUUCAGAUCAGUGUUUCUUGUGCAACACAAUUGGGCUCCUGAAAAUGGUCCAAGGAGGGUUAGAUCAGCACUUAGAUUGGACAAAUUGGAUGAUAUUAGCAACAAGUGGGUUGAUUCGGAUGUUCUUAUAUUCAACUCCGGACAAUGGUGGGUGCCGGGGAAGCUUUUUGAAACGGGAUGCUAUUUCCAGGUUGGUAAUUCUCUGGAGCUUGGAAUGUCAAUUGCUACUGCCUUCAGAACGGCACUGGUCACUUGGGCAUCUUGGGUUCAGACCAUGAUUGACACAAAUAGAACAUAUGUCUUCUUUCGAACUUUUGAGCCAUCUCAUUGGAGUAAUCCAGCUCUUAGGUUAUGCAAAGUGACCGAUCAACCUGAGUCAGAAAUCAGAGGGAGGGACCAAAACCUAUUUUCAGACAGCAUAUUGGACGUGGUAAAGAAUAUGACAGUUCCUGUUACUGUUCUGCAUAUAACUUACAUGUCAGCUUUCAGAAGUGAUGCACAUGUGGGUACCUGGAGUGGCAAUACAUCUGUGUCUGAUUGUAGCCACUGGUGUCUACCUGGAGUACCUGAUGCAUGGAAUGAAAUUGUCCUCUCAUAUCUGCUAGCAAACAAUAAGCAUCCACUACUCCGAUGAAUGCAGGCAUCAAAUUCGUCAAGCUGCUGGGUGACAUACGACCUACAUUGUACGUUUUAAUCAAGUAAAAUUCUUUUCCUCUGGCAGCAGCCAAAAUAUUCUGCAAUUUUCAAGAUAGCAGCAAAUUGCUAACCGAGGUUCCCAGUACUGUUGAGAUUAAACAACUUUGUAACGGAAAUUGCCAUUUUUUUAUUUUUUUGGGGUCUGAAAUUUGCCCUCUGAGGUGUUGUUCAUUAAUCAAAGUUUAAGUAAUGACUACGCAAUUCUUUUCUUUUCAUGAGAAAGGGGCCUGAAAUUUGCCCUCUGAGGCGCAACAUUUGUUUUUUUGUUCAUUUAUAUUCAUUUUCUAAUGCAAUUUUUGUUCACAACAGAAACAGUACAUAAAAAACAGGGAAUUCACUGUUGUACUUGCUUUUCUUCUGCCCUUU